AUGGCGCAACCUUGUUUGCCAGACGACAUAAUAAGUACAAAUAUACUCCCGCGCUUGAGUAUAAAAUCUGUCACACGAUUCCGCUCCGUUUGCAAGUCAUGGAACUCUCUGAUUCUGGAGCCAGGUUUUGCAAAAGAUCAUCUCUAUUUCACCACUCAAAACCCUCAAGACGACACUCUCAUAUUUAACAAGUUAGUCCUUGACUAUAAUAAAUUUGGUUGCAUGACUGGUGCUCACUACGGUGAUAUAGCUGUACUAUCUUCAUCCGAUUUGUCGGAAACUAAGCUGUUGGAUGUCACAAGUGCUGAGCUACACAUGCUUGGUUCAAUAAAUGGUUUAGUCUGUCUUUUUCUUGAUAAACAAGAUCAGUUUAUCGUAUGGAACCCUGCUAUUAGACAAGCUAUGAAAUUCGGUUCACCAAGAAAACAAUUUUCGUUACGUGAUAUGAAAAUAAAAUUUUAUGGAUUUUGUUGGGAUGCUGUGGAAAACGAUUUUAAAGUGGUGGUAUCUUAUUACAAGUUGGGGAAUCUUGACUCCUUGUCCAUUUACUCGUGCAAAUUAGGCUCUUGGAGUUCACCGUUUAAUUCUCUGUUUACUGAAGUCUGGUCGGAUGGUCACAGAUUGCCAUGUGCUAUUGUAAGUGGAGUGCCGUAUUGGACAUAUUCUUGGUAUUCUAGGGGAACCGUUAAGCUGUUUAAGUUUGACGUUGUUAGUAAGGAUUUUAAGAAGGUGCCUGAACUUUAUCUAUUCGACGAAAAUAAGUUCAUUGUUGUCAAUCUAAAAGAGUGUCUCUCUGCAUUGGUGUAUGAUUACGCUCAGUCUAUUAGUAGUUUGGUAGACGUACAUUGUUUUGAUGAGGGACUAGGUGUUUGGAGUAAGAUGUACAGUGUUGGACCAAUAAAUGGUGAUCUGUUCUGUCGCGGUUGGAGUAAUAUGCACAAUGUCCGUGUAAUUACUGGUGAAUUGUUGGGCUGUUUUAAGCACGGUGGUGAGAUUGUGUUCUCUGCAAACAGUAAGUACAGGUGCUACGAUCACAAAACAGAUGAAACCAGGGAUCUUCACAAACCGAAGGGGGAUACAGAGCAGUGCUUUAGCUAUAUAGCAAGCCUGUUUUUUCUUGAAGGAAUGAAGCCUCAGCAUCAGGUAGAGCCUACAUUGUGGAAGUAA
Messenger RNA from Daucus carota subsp. sativus, 1167 nucleotides. Its product is annotated as F-box/kelch-repeat protein At3g23880. The record is from RefSeq and is a predicted model, not a curated record. The transcript has a single exon. Lineage: Eukaryota; Viridiplantae; Streptophyta; Magnoliopsida; Apiales; Apiaceae. Bases 1 to 1167 code for a protein of 388 amino acids. Gene Ontology annotation, molecular function: protein binding.